GGAUGUAACGAAAAUAUCCGAAGUGAAUUGUCGAGUCGUCACAGAAACAACGGAGUUCUUGUUAUGAUUUUUGGCGAGACAAAACGAAGGAACACGCCCCAAAGUUUCAAACUCUUUUGUUAAAAAAUAACAAUUAGCAAUUAAUUAAAGAACAAACAAAAAAAAACCAGAUUGGUGAAAAGAAAAGCAGCUCGGAUAACGGACAGAGUCAACAACUAUUGAAAAGGUUGGAAGAGGCAAAGAAAACUUUAGGAAAAAUAGGUAAUUAGCGGAAACUUUAACGGUUUAGAAAAUUAUUUUCACAGAUCAUGGACAUUCUAAAGUUCUGUUUGUCUGCAUUAUUUUGUUUGGCAAGUGCGGCAAGUUAUGAAAUUAAGCAAAGUGGACCUGCUGUGCUCAAUGGAAACCUCACCCUUUCGAUAACAAUACCUAAUAUGAAACGACCGGUGGUUUGGAAGUGCCAGAAUUAUAAAUAUGAAUGUGACAGGACAUGCGCUGAUGGCCCUGACUAUAAAGUGACUCAUUUAGGAGAUACCUCCACGCUUUGGAUCAAAAAUGUAACUGAGAAAUGUUUGACUUGGAAAUUUGAAGAUGACAACCUUAAUAUUGGAAGAAUUGAUUUGGAGAUAAAGAAUUUGUCAAGGGCACAAAAGUAUAAUAUCACCCAAAGUGGAAUUGCUGUGCUCAAUGGAUGUCUCACCCUUACGAUAACAAUACCUGAUAUGAAACGACCGGUGGUUUGGAAGUGCCGCAAUUAUAAAUAUGAAUGUGACAAGACAUGCGCUGAUGGCCCUGACUAUAAAGUGACACAGGAUGGAGAUACCUCCACGCUUUGGAUCAAAAAAGUAACUGAGAAAUGUUUGACUUGGAGAUUUGAUGAUGACAACCUUAAUGCUGCAGACAUUGAUUUGAAGAUAAAGAGUUUCUCAAGUGCAAACAUUUACAAGAUCACCCAAAGUGGAAUUGCUGUGCUCAAUAGAAACCUCACCCUUUCGAUAACAAUACCGAACAUGAAACGACCGGUGGUUUGGAAGUGCCAGAAUUAUAAAUAUGAAUGUGACAAGACAUGCGCUGAUGGCCCUGACUAUAAAGUGACACAGGAUGGAGAUACCUCCAAGCUUUGGAUCAAAAAAGUAACUGAGAAAUGUUCGACUUGGAAAUUUGAUGAUGACAACCUUAAUAUUGGAAGAAUUGAUUUGGAGAUAAAGAAUCCGAAACCUAAACCUCAUGGACUAACUACACUUGAGAUUGUCGGAAUCAUUUUUGGCUCACUGAUCCUUGCUGCAAUCCUUGUUGGACUCGCUUAUUUCGGCUACAAAUAUUUUAAAAAUAACCAUUAGUAUAAGAAUGCUACAAUUUGUGUUCUUUUCAUCAUCAUCAUCAUCAUCAUCGUCUGCUUUCCAUGCUAGCAUGGGUUGGACGGUUCAACUGAUGUCUGGAAAGAAGAAAUAAUUCUGUUUAUCAGAAUAAGACUUUCACUGACUGCAUUGGCAUAGUUGGUUUUUAAAAUAAAUUAUAUCCAUAUUUUAGCAAUAUUUCUUCCAAAACUCUGCUCCGUCUUUUACUGGGAGUUUAAAAAUCUUAAAAGCUAUUAACUGUAUAUUUAUCAAUUUAGGACAACAACUAAUUUCAUUUAUAUAAUUAACAGACAAAACUACAUCAAUACACUAAACUUGAAAUCAAUAAAUUUGAAACCGAAGGAGCUGAAGGGAAAAACACAAACAGAAAAGGUCCACUUUUUAAAAUAUUCUUUCCAGAAAAAGUGAGCGGUAGCAGAUUCAGCAUGGAAAAUUACAUGAAUAUUCCAAAUUUGAAAAUUUUGACUGAAUCUUAGAAUGCAAAAGAAUGUGAUGUGUAUGUGUGUGUGUGGUGUCCCACCAACAUGUGCUAUUCCAAUAUAAUUGCAAUCUACACUUUCUUAAAGGUAUUUCUCAAAAUUUUCAUUUAAAAAUACCCAUUUUUCCAGAAGUUAUGAAGAAACAAAGUCGGUGGGGUACAUUUGCAUAUGUAUACCCAUUGCUUUAGCAUAAAUAUCUUCAAUUAUAAUCAAAGGGUCACUGCUUCCGUAGCCAACGAGAACAAAAUCCUUAAGCAUAGGAAAUGAAGUGUGACCCAUUUCUUCCACCUGUGACAUUUGCCACAGUGAAGUUCUUACCAUUGUUGGCGCCUCGCCUUACAGAAUGGGUUCGGUGAUCCCUAUAAGGGUACUUGCUGCACCUCCUGUUUGUGUUUCUUUUGGUUUAGGAUUUGUAUUUUAAUGUGGUAUUGUAUUAUACGUGUAUCAUGUAAAGACAUGUUAUAUAAGAUAAAA
Octopus sinensis (East Asian common octopus) is the source of this 2311-nucleotide messenger RNA. RefSeq lists its product as uncharacterized. The coding region runs from base 309 to 1340 and encodes 343 amino acids. NCBI's taxonomy places the organism in Eukaryota, Metazoa, Mollusca, Cephalopoda, Octopoda, Octopodidae. The record is from RefSeq and is a predicted model, not a curated record. The transcript has 9 exons.